AUGAAUCGACAAUGCGGAUUGCGCAAUGCUCAUGCUUAUCAAAUUAAUGUUGUGUGGUUUGGCUCAAUGAAAUAUUUCAAAGCAAAACCUGGGCUAAGAAUAUGGGCCUUAAGAUUUCAAAGCAAAACCUGGGCUAAGAAUAUGGGCCUUAAGAUUUCAAGGCCUGACCUAGAUUUUAUAAAUGGGCUUAAAAAAUUCAAAGAAUUCAAGCUGGUCAAGAAGACUCCAAUUAGCCCAAAUGUUGCAAAGUUUAGAUUCUCUCUUCCUACACCUAAAGCAGUGUUGGGUCUUCCUGUUGGAAAGCAUGUUGUUUGCAGGGGAAAGGAUGGUGAAGGUCAAGAAGUUACAAGACCAUAUACACCAAUUACUUUGGAUUCUGAUGUUGGCUACUUUGAACUAGUUGUAAAAAUGUAUCCAAAAGGAAGGAUGUCACACCAUUUCAGGGAGAUGUGUGAAGGGGAAUAUCUUGCAGUAAAGGGACCUCAGGGACGAUUCAAUUACAAACCUGGCCAAGCUAGAGCGUUCGGAAUGAUUGCUGGAGGUUCUGGCAUCACCCCAAUUUUCCAGCUUACUAGAGCCAUAUUAGAGAACCCAAAAGAUAAAACCUGUGUGCAUCUUAUUUAUGCCAAUACCACAGUUGAGGACAUUCUUUUGAAGGAAGAAUUAGAUGCCUUUGCUAGCAAAUUCCCCAAUCGUUUCAAAGUUUAUUAUGUCCUCAGUCAGCCUCCUGAAGCAUGGAAUGGUGGUGUUGGUUAUGUCUCUAAAGAAAUUAUUCAAAAUUAUUGCCCGGCUCCUGCCUCAGACAUUCAGGUUAACAAAAGUAGAGAAUAUCUGAAAGCAAAGAUGGUGAAAAACAUGGAAAGCGCUAAAUGUGCUCUAGGGUUAAUGCUUUUGGUGUUGAGUUUAGGUGCUGAAAUUGCCGAUGCCACCAUAUCGUGUCUAGAUGCAUUGGCAACUUUGACUCCUUGCCUUCCUUUCUUGCUGGGUUUGCCACCAACACCAAGCGAUGCUUGCUGUGCAGGUGCACAAAAGUUGGACAAGCUAGCUGCUACCUCUCCUGUCGAUCGCAAGAGUCUCUGUGAAUGUUUUGUGUCAGCUGUGAAGUCUUACCCUGCCAACCCUCAAAAAGUUCAACAACUUCCCAAGCUUUGCCAACUCCAAGUCACCCUUCCUGAUAACCCUGACGUCGAUUGCAGCAAGUAA
Dovyalis caffra is the source of this 1203-nucleotide messenger RNA. The record is from the annotation of a GenBank genome assembly. Lineage: Eukaryota; Viridiplantae; Streptophyta; Magnoliopsida; Malpighiales; Salicaceae.